GCCAUGUCCCGCCUGCUGCCGCCCGCCGCUGACUGGUGCUGUGAGGAGCUGCCCCAGGAGCCGUACCUGCUGGAUGCCAGUGACCCCAGAGCCUGGCUCUCCGCCUCCUCCCUGCAGCCGCCACACGACUACCUGCUGCCCCACAAGGUGCGGGACCUGUGCGCGCUGAAAGGGCUGCAGACCGAGGACGAGGACGAAGACGAGGAGGAGGACGGCGAGGAGCUGUGCAAGGCGCGCGCCCCCUCCGGCAAGGGCAAAGGGGUGCAGAAGCAGCGCCGCCUGGCAGCCAAUGCCCGGGAGAGGAGGCGGAUGCACGGCCUCAAUCAUGCCUUCGACCAGCUCCGGAAUGUCAUCCCCUCCUUCAACAAUGACAAGAAGUUGUCCAAGUACGAGACCCUGCAGAUGGCGCAGAUCUACAUCAACGCUCUGUCCGACCUGCUGGAGGUGCCGCCGGAGCACCCCCCGCCGUGCCCACCUUACCCGCUGGAGCCGCUCACCUUCCAGUCCUCGUCACCUGGAGCCAGGGAGUCGUCUGGCGACGAGAGCAAAACCUCAACGCGAUCCCACCGAAGUGACGGGGAGUUCUCCCCACACUCCCACUACAGCGACUCGGACGAGGCCAGCUAGAUGCCAUGAUAAUGCCACCACAUUGACUGGCACACGAUCAUACCAUGAUUUGCCCUGGUAAUAGAACUCUGCCAACCGCCAUGCCCAUUCUGCCAGUGCCCACGUCUUCCAGAACGGCGCCCGCCCGUGUAAAUAGCCGCCAUGCCCAUGUAAAUACUGGAGAAAUGCUAGUUUUAUACCAUAUAUAUGCCCGAAUUUCUAGAGCUUCUUGCACUUUAACAGCCAACCACGGCACAGAAAACACUAAGGUGGAGAAAAGGAAAUGCCAACCUGUACCACUGUCGCCACUCGUAUCGCCCCUGGCAAAGGUCCGGAGGAGGGGAACCUCUGCUGGUGUCAAACUUUUUA
Messenger RNA from Bufo bufo (common toad), 975 nucleotides. RefSeq names its product atonal bHLH transcription factor 1 (gene ATOH1). Gene Ontology annotation, molecular function: protein dimerization activity. The transcript has a single exon. The record is from RefSeq and is a predicted model, not a curated record. The coding region runs from base 4 to 627 and encodes 207 amino acids. Lineage: Eukaryota; Metazoa; Chordata; Amphibia; Anura; Bufonidae.